CGUGACAGGCUGCUGGCUGGCAACAAACAUCACGUUUUUGCUGUAUUGGAUGUUUUUUUGACAUGGAGCAAACCUAACUGCGACAUCGCGGAUCUUUAAUGAAACAUUUUACUAACAUGCAGUGAGACGUUACAACUGUUCUGUGUGGAUUUUAACGCUACGUGAUAAAAAACAAUGGCGGAAGUGGAGGAGGAUAGAAAAACAAGUGAGGAAUUCACAGAUGAAUCUGAGGAGGAGGACAGCGAGGAGGAGCCCAAGCUGAAGUAUGAGAGACUCUCCAAUGGGGUGACCGAAAUCCUCCAAAAGGAUGCAGCCAGCUGUAUGACCGUCCAUGACAAGUUUCUUGCCCUAGGCACCCAUUUUGGUAAGGUCUUCCUGCUGGACAUCCAAGGAAAUGUAACUCAGAAGUUUGAAAUUAGUUCAGUGAAGAUCAACCAGAUCAGUCUGGAUGAAAGUGGGGAGCAUGUGGGCAUCUGCUCUGAGGAUGGGAAGGUUCAAGUGUUCGGUCUCUAUACAAGAGAGGGCUUCCACGAGAACUUUGACUGUCCCAUCAAAGUGGUUGCAUUACACCCUCAGUUCACCAGAUCAAACUACAAGCAGUUUGUUACUGGGGGCAACAAGCUCCUCCUGUAUGAGAGGAACUGGCUGAAUCGGUGGAAGAUGUCUGUUCUGCAUGAAGGCGAGGGCUCCAUCACUAAUGUCCAGUGGCGAGCUAAUCUCAUUGCCUGGGCAAACAACGUGGGAGUUAAAAUCUAUGACAUCACCACCAAACAGCGAAUCACCAAUGUCCUGCGGGAUAAUGUCAGUCUGAGGCCUGACAUGUACCCGUGCAGCCUGUGCUGGAAGGACAACACCACUCUCAUUGUCGGCUGGGGAACAUCCAUUAAGAUUUGUGCUGUGAAAGAGCGAAAUCCUACGGAAAUGAGAGAUCUGCCCAGUCGCUAUGUGGAGAUAGUGUCUGCGUUUGAGAUGGAGUUUUUCAUCAGUGGCCUGGCACCACUGGCCGAUCAGCUGGUCACCUUGUUCUUCGUGAAGGAGAACUCUGACAAUAUGGACGAGGAGUUUCGUGCGCGACCCCGUCUCGACAUCAUCCAGCCUCUCCCCGAGAGCUGCGAGGAAAUCUCGUCCGACGCGCUGACCGUGCGGCACUUCCAAAACAACGAGUGCAGAGACUAUCGCCUGGAGCAUUCGGAGGGAGAGUCGCUCUUCUACAUCAUCAGUCCCAAAGACAUCGUCGUGGCCAAGGAGCGAGACCAAGACGACCACAUCGAUUGGCUGCUUGAGAAGAAGAAAUAUGAGGAGGCACUGAUGGCUGCGGAGAUCAGCUUCAAGAACAUAAAGAGACACGAUGUUCAGAAAAUCGGGAUGUCGUACAUCAAUCAUUUAGUGGAGAAAGGAGACUACGACAGCGCGGCGAGGAAGUGUCAGAAGGUGCUCGGCAAAAACAUGGAACUAUGGGAAAAUGAAGUGUACAGGUUCAAAACCAUCGGGCAACUGAAGGCCAUCAGCCAGUAUUUACCCAGAGGAGAUCUGCGUCUCCGACCAGCCAUCUAUGAGAUGAUCUUGCACGAGUUCCUCAGAACGGAUUAUGAGGGUUUUGCCACACUGGUCAGAGAAUGGCCCGGAGAACUUUACAAUAACAUGGCCAUCGUUCAGGCCGUCAACGAUCACCUGAAGAGGGAUCCCGCCAACAGCACCCUGCUCACCACACUGGCUGAACUGUACACGUACGACCAGCGCUAUGACAGAGCCUUAGAAAUCUACCUGAAGCUGAGGCACAAGGACGUUUACCAGCUGAUCCACAAACACAAUCUUUUCUCAUCCAUAGAGGACAAGAUCGUACUUCUCAUGGAUUUUGAUAAAGAGAAAGCUGUUGACAUGCUCCUCGACAAUGAAGACAAGAUUUCAACAGACAGGGUGGUCGAAGAACUCACAGACAGACCUGAGCUUCUACAUGUGUAUCUGCAUAAAUUAUUCAAGCGGGACCACCACAAAGGCCAGAAGUACCACGAGAGGCAGAUCGGCCUGUAUGCCGAGUACGACCGACCGAAUCUCUUACCUUUCCUGAGAGACAGCACGCACUGCCCGCUGGAAAAGGCUCUUGAGAUUUGUCAGCAGAGGAACUUCGUAGAGGAAACCGUCUUCCUGCUCAGCAGGAUGGGGAACUGCAGACGAGCUCUGCAGAUGAUCAUGGAGGAGCUGGUGGACGUGGACAAAGCCAUAGAGUUUGCGAAAGAGCAGGAUGAUGCAGAACUAUGGGAGGAUCUCAUCUCCUACUCUAUAGAUAAACCGCCUUUCAUUACUGGUCUGCUUAAUAACAUUGGUACUCAUGUGGAUCCCAUCCUGCUCAUCCAUCGCAUUAAGGAAGGCAUGGAGAUCCCAAACCUCAGAGAUUCACUUGUAAAAAUCCUUCACGACUACAAUCUACAGAUCAUGUUGAGAGAAGGUUGUAAGAAGAUCUUGGUGGCCGACUCUCUCUCCCUGCUCCAGAAAAUGCACCGGACACAGAUGAGAGGAGUCCGAGUCGAUGAUGAGAACAUUUGUGAGUCGUGCCAUGCGACAAUAUUACCGUCAGACAUGGCCAAACUCUUCAAUGUGGUGGUUUUCCACUGCAGACACAUGUUUCACAAAGAAUGUUUACCAUCUCCAGGGAUGAUUCAUGGAGUCCAGUUUUGUAACAUCUGCAGUGCGAAGAGACGAGGGCCAGGAAGUGGAAUACUAGAAAUGAAAAAGUAAUAAAGAUUUAUGCACUCGCAAUGUAUUUAUUGACACUUUAAUCUUGCUCCCUGUUGCUUCCCCGUCUACUGUCUGUGCACUGAUCAAUAAAUAUCACUUUCCCUCAGUCGCUGAAGUGUACACUUACAAAAAUGCAAAAACUUUUAUUUUGGAUUGUCUGUAUAUUUAAGUCUAACAACUCCAAAGUAUUGUACUUGUUGUGUUUGCCGCUAAUGUGAUUUGUUGAUGAAAUGUCUGCAGCAUCUGAAAAAUAAAAUCACAUAAACACA
Messenger RNA from Solea solea (common sole), 3005 nucleotides. RefSeq names its product VPS41 subunit of HOPS complex (gene vps41). Gene Ontology annotation, biological process: vesicle-mediated transport; cellular response to starvation; protein targeting to vacuole. Gene Ontology annotation, molecular function: protein binding. Gene Ontology annotation, cellular component: late endosome; HOPS complex. Bases 175 to 2736 code for a protein of 853 amino acids. The record is from RefSeq and is a predicted model, not a curated record. The transcript is spliced from 28 exons. NCBI's taxonomy places the organism in Eukaryota, Metazoa, Chordata, Actinopteri, Pleuronectiformes, Soleidae.